Messenger RNA from Trichobilharzia regenti, 1530 nucleotides. The record is from the annotation of a GenBank genome assembly. NCBI's taxonomy places the organism in Eukaryota, Metazoa, Platyhelminthes, Trematoda, Strigeidida, Schistosomatidae.
AUGGCGCAGCCAAAUGGCUAUGAUAAACUAGCAAGAGAUUUCGAUAGCUUCUGGUUAAAGUUUUACAAGAGCAGCUGUCUGUCCCCGAACUUUCAAAGACUUCCUAGAUGUUGGAAUAAUAAGGAUCGCUCGAAGUCACUAAGACUGACACAUUUCGCCCUGACCGUGUCGUAUAGUAGCGGAUUUAAUGAGCGUCAUGAUACUAGUUACGGUGGUCAGGAGGCAGCUUCUGUUCGUUCUGAUGCUCCCAUCCCUCUGACAGCUGGCAUAUAUUACUAUGAAGUUACUGUGCUUUAUCUGGGUACCACUGGUGGUGUAUCUGUGGGCGUAUCAAUGAAAACUUCCAGCCUCAGCAAACUUCCAGGUUCUGAAAAUAAUUCUUUUGGUUAUCAGACGGAUGGUUACGCGUAUCAUGGGUCUUCGAACUCAACUACAAAGCUGGGACCUCGUUUUGGGGAAAAUGACGUCAUCGGUUGUGGAGUUGAUUUUCUUUCUCACAGUUUGUUCUUCACCCGAAAUGGUGUCUUUCUGGGCAGAGCCUUUGAAGGGAAAUUGCCGGUUGGCGCUGGUACACGUUUGUUCCCCACAAUAGGGUUACAUGGUCGUGGAGUUCGUGUGUCAACCAACUUUGGACAACAGCCUUUUCAUUUUGCUUUUGAAAACCAUCUUAAAACAGAACGCAUAUCUCGUGAAAACAAACUAAUUGAACUCACUUGUAAAGAAGAGUUUGCUGGGAUUAAAAUAAAGGAACUUGUUUCUGGAUACCUCGUCCAUCAUGGUUAUGUUGCCACGGCCAAGGCAUUUUCUUACUGGUCCAAUCUUGCAACCUCUGUUCAGAAUUCUGAAGUUCAAACUAAUGAGAUUCCAGCCCAAAAUGAAACUUCUAGUCGACCGAACUUAGUUUCUAGUUCCUCCGAGACGAAUGUUGAUAUGCAUCAAGAUGUUACUAACAAGGAUUCUAACCUCCCAGCACUUCAGCGCCGCCAUAGUGACAGCUCGUGUUUGACUCCAGCCAACGGAAACGCCCACUUAGGGAACCAAAUUCCUGGCAUUGCAAGCAUGUUGCAUCGAAGACGAUUGCGAGCUCUAUGCCGACGAUGUCAGUAUGGGAAAGCUGCCGCUACUUUAAAUCGCUUAUACCCUCAAGUUCUUGAGCGGUGUCCGGAAUUGCUUGUUCAACUUCGUUGUCGACAGCUUAUUGAAAUGAUGCGUCGUCAUGCCGUAAGACGUGGUCGUAGUCAAGCCUCCAAUUCAGGAAGUGAAUUUAAUGACUCCAGUCCAACUAUAGCUCCACCAAAAGUUCAAAGAGUAUCUGGUUCACUUCAUGUUGGUUCAGGAUGUUGUAUUACUGACAGACAAGAUAAAUCAUUUCAAGAUACAUCAUCUAGUCCAAUUCAAACGACUGUUGAAAAUGGCACGUCAAUCUCGUCAAUGGAAGUGGAUUCGGAAGAUCUGUCCAAGGCAUCACCUGCAGAAGAUGCACAGAAAGUGAAAGAAAAGAUAAAAAUGAUCGAAAUUCCAAUAUGGUGA